Molecule: messenger RNA, 4156 nt
Organism: Rhododendron vialii
Lineage: Eukaryota; Viridiplantae; Streptophyta; Magnoliopsida; Ericales; Ericaceae
Product: G-type lectin S-receptor-like serine/threonine-protein kinase At1g11330
Exons: 8
Coding region: 885-3443 (852 amino acids)
Biological process (GO): protein phosphorylation; recognition of pollen
Molecular function (GO): ATP binding; protein serine/threonine kinase activity
Source: RefSeq, a predicted model, not a curated record
UCUCUUUCUAAAAAUUCCCAAACCUUGCCGCCAAGAUUCUCUAUCUAUCAGCUCACUUGGAAACUAAAGCAAAAACUAUUGCCUACUGCAUGCAUGAUUGCAUCCUACAGUUGUUUGUUUCAAUUUUAGCACGCCUUUUCAGCUAGAAUUUUCAAGGCUGGUUUGAGGUAAAGUAUGUGCAGAAUUUCCCGAAUUUAGUUAUAAACAUGCAAAAAGAAGAAGAAGAAGUCGUGAAAUGUCUAUUUCCAUGAAAGGAAGUGAAUCCUCUCGUGCAGGGAAUAAGAUAGAAGAUCUCAAGGUGCAAUCGAGCAGUAUACGUGGCUUGUAGCAAGACGUGUUAUAACAAGUUCAAUCAGCAUUCGUGUCGCAGGGAGUUGAGUUGAAUGUUUUAGCAAACAGCCCGACACCAAGAAAACCAACAAAUGGAGUGGGUGGCUCAUGGACUUAAUUCAAGCUGAUGAAAACCAGCUUCUUGGCUAGUUGAAGUAAGAUUGUUCAGAUGAUAAAAAAAGACGACGGAUCAAACAGCUUGUGCAAGGGAUUUGCCCAAGGCUUCCUCAAACUAGCUUCCCGAAGUAUCUGUCCUGCCAAGAAACACAAUCAGUUAUUGAUUGAAAUGUUUAUACAGCCGAACAAAAGAUAUUGGGGCACUUUUCCCAAGCACCUUAUCCGCUUGUAAAGAGUACAGGCCGGAAAGAUAGAUUGUCUGUUGUACCCCUUGCCUCGAUCAUCCCAUUGAGGGCCUGUGCCAUAAAAUUCUUCAUCGUAUUCCGGGGUGGAUUUGUCCAGAUCAAUACAUGACUUUCCAGUUCGUAAUGCUACAGCAGUGGUUAUAGUAAGAAAAAUCAUACAAAAAGAAAAAGGGUACAAAAUAGCCAUAGUGGAUGCAUUGGAUCGUAAUUUAUAAUCCACCACGACGACGCAGUGAACAAGGUAUGGGACUCAUCAUCUUCAACCGUGCAAUCCCAUUUCUUGAGGUCCUUAUUCUCUACUUUUCUUGUUUUCUUCCGAAGUUUGGCAUUGCUGUGGACACAAUUACAUCCACACAACCCAUCACUGAUCCUGAUAGUAUAAUAUCUAGCAACAAUGGUUUUCAACUGGGAUUCUUCAGUCCCAUGAACACCACCAAUAGAUAUAUUGGCAUAUGGUAUAGCAACAUCCCAUUGAGAACCGUGGUAUGGGUAGCUAAUAGAGACAGACCUCUCACUGAUUCUUCCGGGACUUUGAUUAUAUCUGACGAUGGAAACUUAUUGAUUUUAAGCGGACAGAAACAGAUUAUUUGGUCAUCUAAUGUUCCAAAUCCUGUGGUGAAUUCUAGUGCUCAGCUGUUAGACUCUGGUAACCUUGUCAUCCGAGAUGACUCUGAUGGAAGAACAAUUUGGGAGAGUUUUCAAUAUCCUUCAGACUCGUUGUUACAGAGGAUGAAAGUUGGCAGUGAUGUGACGACACUGUUGAAAUCAUGGAAAAGCUCUUCUGAUCCAUCUGUCGGAACCUUUUCCGCUGGUGUUAAUUCUGCAACAAUUCCCGAAAUCUAUGUAUGGAAUGGUAGUCAUCCCUAUUGGCGGAGUGGUCCUUGGAACAGUCGAAUCUUUAUUGGCGUACCAUACAUGAACUCCAUGUAUCUUAAUGGUUUUACUGUCGUUCCUGAUGAUAACAAGGGAACUACGUAUGUCAGUUUCACUACUGGAAAUGAGUCUUUAAUGGAAUACUAUCUCCUGAAUCAUGAUGGAAACCUUAUGCAGAAGGAAACGAUUAAAUGGAAGCGGGAAUGGGAGGUUUCGUGGUCUGCUCUGGAGACAGACUGUGAUGUUUAUGGCAAGUGUGGGCCAUUUGGAAGCUGCAAUUCAAAGGAUUCACCGAUUUGUUCAUGUUUGAAGGGGUUUGAACCAAAUAAUAUAGAGGAAUGGAAUAGAGAGAAUUUUACAGGUGGGUGUGCGAGGACGACACCUUUGCAGUGUGAGAGAAAUGGCAGUGGCAACCUAGACCAGAAAGAUGGCUUUUUGAAGCUGACAACGAUGAAAGUGCCAGAGUUGGCAGAUUGGGUUUCUGUUCCAGAGAAUGAGUGUAAAAAACAAUGCUUAAUGAAUUGUUCGUGUGCAGCUUAUGCAUAUGAUCAGGGCAUCGGCUGCAUGUCAUGGAGUGGAAAAUUAGUUGACAUUCAGAAAUUUCCAAGGGAUGGGGCAGAUCUUUACAUUCGCGUGGCAUAUUCAGAGAUUGAUAAAAAGAGAAACAUAAAAAUUCUCACUGCAGUUUCAGUGAUCAUUGGAUCAAUAAUCAUGGCAAUAUGCGCAUACUUCACAUGGAUGUGGAUGGCCAAACAAAAAGGAAUGACGAUAAAAAGGUUGUUUAAACUUGAGAAGCGGUCACUGUCUCCAGAAUACUCAACUGAAACCUCAUUUGAAGAUAAUAUGAACCAAGUUAAACUUGAAGAACUACCCCUGUUCAAGUUUGAGAAGCUGGCAAUUGCAACGGGAAAUUUUGACAAGAACAAUAAGCUUGGACAGGGUGGUUUUGGUCUGGUGUACAAGGGGAAAUUACACGAUGGACAAGAAAUAGCUGUCAAGAGGCUUUCAAGAUCCUCUAAACAAGGGCUAGAGGAGUUUAUGAAUGAGGUGGUUGUGAUUUCUAAACUCCAACACCGCAAUCUUGUUAGACUCCUUGGCUGCUGUGUAGAAGGAGAUGAAAAGAUGUUGAUCUAUGAAUACAUGCCAAAUAAAAGCUUGGAUGCAUUUCUCUUUGAUCGACACAAACAAGAGCUCCUAGAUUGGGGUAAACUGCUCAAUAUCAUCGAGGGGAUAAGUAGGGGGCUCCUCUACCUUCAUAGGGAUUCUAGAUUAAGGAUCAUUCAUCGAGAUUUGAAGGCAAGUAACAUUCUGCUAGAUGAACAGCUAAAUCCAAAAAUUUCGGAUUUUGGUAUGGCAAGGAUUUUUGGAGGGAAUGAAGAUCAAGCCAAUACGAGAAGGGUUGUUGGGACAUAUGGUUAUAUGGCUCCUGAAUAUGCAAUGCAAGGGAUGUUUUCAGAGAAAUCCGACGUAUUCAGUUUUGGGGUGUUGUUAUUAGAGAUUGUAACCGGAAGGCGAAACACAAGUUUUUAUGAUGAUGAGCAAUCUUUGAGCCUUUUGGCAUAUACAUGGAGAUUGUGGAAUGAAGGCAAUAGCGAGCUUCUCAUAGAUCCAAGGAUAACUUGUCGAGAUUUCCAAAUGGAGAUUUUGAGAUGCAUACAUAUUGGACUACUUUGUGUACAAGAAUUUGCAAUAGAGAGGCCUAACAUGUCCACAGUUCUUUCUAUGCUAAGUAGUGAAAUUGCAAAUCUUCCCAAGCCAAAGCAGCCUGCUUUUACUCAAGGGCCAGUGUCGUCUACUGAAAGGCCAGUGUUGUCUGAGAGACAUUCUUCGCAACCUUGUACGAAUGGUUUAACUGUUACUAUUGGUGAAGGCCGAUGACGUGAGUCUCCUUGUGAUGAUAUCUUCUUCUUUCUCUUGUUCGUUUAUAUGGGGACUAAAAAACUGAAGUUUUGAAGUUCAGAAAGUCUACCUACACAGAUGUUGUGCAUAGAUCACGGUGUGGGGCCCACUACGGGUCCCACACAAAUGAUUUGAGCCGUUCAUUAAAUGUAAAAUAUUUAUUUGAGUGUCACCGCAAUAAAUCAGCUCAAUCGGAUAUCUAUAGGUGCUUAAUCCAAUCAUCUAACUUUUUAUUCAGAGUUCAAGACUCGGAUCGUUUAUGUGAGACCUGUAGUGUGCUCCACAACGCCAUGAUUUAUGCACAAAAUCUGUGUGGAUAGCCACGUAUUUGAAGUUACAAAGAUACUCUUUCUACUAUUUUGUGAGUGCUUAUUAGAUUUAUUGAUGCAGGAUAAGUGGCUGAAGCAUUUAUGGAGCAGUUGGAGAGUCAGAAGGCAAAGAAGAAGUCAGAAUAAGUAGCUCAAUGUGUCUUUUAGAGGUCCAACGUGGGUCCUGUAUUGAGUAUUGGAGGGUCAUUUAGUUAAGUUUUUUGUAUUGAGUCUCAGGAGUUUAAUGGUAUUUGUUGGAAAGUCCGAUAGUCAUGUGUUGGGAAGGUAAAAGGUUAGGUCUAUCUUCUAUAAAUAAGAUUGUAAGCCUAAGAACAAAUUAAUUUUUUUCAGUCAAUAUUAAUUCAAGAGUUUCUCUCUCUUUUC